UCACCUGCGUACCCGUUCGCAACUUCGCAUUGCCGCCACCGCCACAUCUCCGUUGAGAGGAAAGGAAGGGAAAGCGUUAAAGCUUAGCGUUAGCGGCAUCUCUUCUCACGAUUCUUCCUUCUGGCGAGUUUAAUCGAAGAAAUCCUCAACGGAUUAGCUCAAGAAGUUGUCAAGUAUUGUACUAUUGUAAGCAGCAGCGGAUCGGGUGGGAAUUUUAGCUGAUUAGCUCCACAAAUUGCGAGGGAUCUGAGUUGAUUGGAAAAAGAUGCAUCCUCCUCUGACAUUACAUCGGCACCCAAUGUGUGCAGAAAUCAUCGAGCAGUUUCAGAAAUGUCAUCUGGACCAUCCCGUUGGGAAAUUCUUUGGCGAAUGCACUGAUCUGAAGAUAAAGCUUGACCGCUGCUUUAGGCAGGAAAAAGCUGUGAAGCGGAAGUCAAACUUCGAGGAGAGUAAAAAGUUGAAGGAGAGGCUGCGGGCAUACAGGAAGGAAACUGCCGAGGGGAGCCAAGAAGGCACAUUUGCACAAGCUUAAUCUUGAAAUUUCAUUCACAUUAAUUGAUGCUAUUAAUUAUUUGUCUGGGAACAUUAGUUAGUAUUGUUGAGGACAAAUUUUCUGUUUGCCAUAGCAUCAAGUUUUUGAGAACAAAAAGUUGAAAUAAUUUUACUUCAGGAAAUCCUGUUAUAGAAAUGUUGUCUAUAAAUUGUAAAUUUAUUUUGUAGAUCCAACUUUUAUAUGGAUUAAUCAAAGCGCAAAAUUAAGUA
This is a messenger RNA of Ipomoea nil (Japanese morning glory), 762 nucleotides long. RefSeq names its product COX assembly mitochondrial protein 2 homolog. The coding region runs from base 266 to 532 and encodes 88 amino acids. Lineage: Eukaryota; Viridiplantae; Streptophyta; Magnoliopsida; Solanales; Convolvulaceae. Gene Ontology annotation, cellular component: mitochondrion. The record is from RefSeq and is a predicted model, not a curated record. The transcript has 4 exons.